CCUUGAUCGACGAGCAUGACGUGGUCGUGGGUCGGCCUUGACGGGAAGAACGUGGCAGCGGUCGUGAGCCACACGCGCAUCGACCUCCUCGACACGCAGGACUUCUCGCUCCUCGGGCGCAUCGUGCCAGGCCCCAAUGCUGCCAACCAGCCCUUCCAUGACACGCCCAUCUUGCUCACGCAGUGGAACGCGCGCCGGGCGUCGCUCGUCUCGCUCUCAUCGACGGUCCUCAUGAUCCACUGCCCCGACCCAGUGGCCAAGUACGCCAAGUACCGCGUCAGCUACGCGCAUGCGUGGAGCAUGCGCUUCGAGGCCGGCGAGGUCACGCACCUCGCGCUCUCUCGCUGCUCGUACUCGAUGCUCAUGGGCGGCCCGCGGGGCAUCUCGCUCUGGGAGUGCUCGCCGAACGACGAGUCGGUCAAGUACUCGUGCGUAUGGCGCAAGCAGACGCCGUGCGACCAGCUCGCGUUCUCGCCGUCUCGAUGUGUCUUUGCCACUGCCCAAACCGGCGCGACCGAGGUGUACGUGUGGCGGCAAGAGCAGCACGACGACGGCUCCAACAUUGACAAGCAAGUGCUGUGCCACGACGAAGGUGUCGUGUACAUUUCGUGGAAGCCGGCGACGCACAACGACGCGACGACGAGCGACGACAGCAACGGCCAAGUGCCCUCCAAGUGGUUCCAGCCCGAGCGCAUGCUCUUAACGAUGACGGCCGAGAAGACGAUCCGCAUCUGGACCGAGAAGGCCAGCGGCUGCGGCACGCCACUCAUGCAGUGCGUCGUCUUCAUCCAGCCGCAAGCGAACCUUGACAUUGCGAUGACGCGCUGGGUGCUUCCGCGCACGCGCAACAUCAGCGAGGAGCUCUUUACAUCGAGCAAGGACGAUAGCAAUAAGCAGAAGAAGACGCGCGAGUGGCUCAGCGUCAUCGACACCAGCGGCGUGCUGCACGUGUGGCAGCUCACAGGCCUCGACGCCAAGCCGCGGCUCAAGAAGACGGACUUCACGUUCAAAGUCGACGGCAACGAAGACGACGGCACGCGCUCGGUCAUCAAGCAGGUCCAAGUGAUUGGGUACUUUUCACAGACAGGCGCGGGGGACCCGUCGGCGCUCUCGAUUUUGCUCGAGCGCACCGACCACGUGCUCUUGUCGUACCGUAUCGACUGCAGUUCGCUCAAGUAUCCGAUCCUCAAGGACAAGAGCUGGCACCGCGGGCAUACCGAGCCCAUCACGGCGCUCGCCACGCACCCGUCGCUGCCUCUAGUCGCGACCACGAGUGCGCGGGAGAUCAUGGUGUUUUGGCUCUCGCUCUCGACGUUUACGAACGUCUCGAAGCUCGUGCCGUCGUGCAUCAUGACGUGCGACGAGCAGAUCGCGUCGAUCCAGUGGAUUCCCACAAAGCACUUUGACGCUGUGCCACUGCUGCUCGUCACGAUGGCGUCCGGCGUCUUCCAGGUCUACAGCACGACCGGCGCCGACCAAGGCAAGAUGCUCUCGUCGCCCAAGCCAGGUCUAAGCAACCGUCUCCGCCUUCCAAGCAUGCACUACCCCUGGACGUACUACUCGCACGAGCUGGGCGAGUCGGGCUUCGAGUACGAGGUCGGCUUAAAGCCAGACCCGCACUUUGGCUUGGGCCUGACGUUCGACACGCUCGGCGAGAAGCUCGUUGUGACGGCGUUUGUGCACGGCGACGAGGACCAUAAUCACCGCCUGCCCGGCCAAGCGAGCGGCCAGAUUGACAUGCUCGACCAGUGCAUUGCUGUCAACGGCGUCAGCGUCAAGGGCUUCUCGCUCGAGCCGUUCCGCAACCUCGUCUAUGACACGAUCGCGUCGACGGAAGGACCCGUGACCUUGCGCUUCCGCUCGAGCGGUGGCAACUUUAAUGACGUGGCGCGGCGUGCGCUCGAGCUUGACGACGCGACGCCCGUCGUCGACACGGGCGAUGACGACGAUGACGACGACGAUGACGAGGUCGAUGACGGCGACGACGUGUCACACGAAGACCAUUCGCAGCAAGGCCGGCGGCUCCUCGCGCGCGUCCAGAGCAAGACGCUUCUCGGCGUCGACAGCGUCGGCUCCGUGAGCUUGUACGGCGGGUGGCGCGUCAUCGGGUCCGAGGCCACCGGUUGUGUGUACGAGCACGUGUCGGUGGCGCCCGUCUACUCGGACGCUGGCGCGUACACGUCGGACGUUGUGCUCAUUUUCGCGAUCGAAGCCGCUUCCCAGGAGCUCCACGCGUUCCUCGGCACGUACCUUCCGUCGACGCACGCGACGUUUUACCUCCACAAGCUCGAAAUGGUGUCGAACGUCCGCAGUACGAUGGGCCACAUCACCGUGCUUGGCACAGAGCGCGACUACCGCCAGCGCGCUUUCUCGUCCAUUGUCAAGGCGGCGCCGAGCGACGUGACGUGGAACGCGCUCCUCUUUGUGGGCGACGCAUCCGGUGCGAUCCAGCACUGGCGCUGCCGUGUCACGCACCAGACCAUCGACUUUUCGCUCAUCCACGCGUGCGAGCCGCUUUCGACGCCGAUACCGUCGUCGUCGUCGUCGUCGUCGUCAUCGUCGUCGUCGGUGACGCCGCAUCAUUUCUAUCGGCGCGGCCAAGCCAUGCCGUCGGAAGCCGUGACCACCGGCGUGUACCACAUUGAAAUGGACGACCCGAACCGUCUCGCGGUGCUCUACGCGGACCGCCCGAACGAUGUGUUUGUGUGGGAAGGCGAGUCGGGGCUUGGGAUUCUGCGCCUCGAAGCGUGCAUCUCGUCGCAAAGCAACUGGGGCCCCGUCACGUCGUUCAGCUGGUGCUCUGGCCACGUCGAGUUUCACAUUGACCCGCUCGCGAUCCAGUACGCUGGCGGCGUCGUCAUCUACACGUACGACGCGCAGCACCAGACGUGGCUCCCGCUCUCCAAGCCGAUCGUGACGGGCCUGACCAUGUUUGACUGCACGCGCGAUGCCUCCGCGCUCAUCUUGGCCUGCGGCGUCUCGGACGGACCGCUGUAUGCGCGCGCGGCGCUCAACGACACGCCGACGAUCGUCGGCAAGUGGGACGAGCCAGGUCGGCUCCGGAAGCGCGACUGGGUGCAGUACUGGAAUCGCACGACGAAACCAAAGCACUGUCCCGUGUGGCACCCGUACGUGCUGCUCACGACGCUCUGCGGCCUUCCAGCGCGCGUCGGUCUCGUGCACACGGCGCUCGCCGACUACCGUCCAGCGUUCGACUUUCACCACGCGUUCAACGAGACCGUCCAGCUGCUCAAGCUGCUGGCGCGUGUGCUCGAAGACGACAUGUCGACCGACAUGAGCGCGCAAACCGGCGUUCUCAUCGUGCUGCAAGAGACGCCGACGGCGCCGGCGUCGCUCCUCGGUCGCUACGCCAACGCUAAGGGCAACCAGCCACGCAGCAACCGCGCGAUGGACCUCUUUGCGCCGUCGCCGCCGACGCGCGUGGCGCCGCCAGCUCCGAUGGACGACAGCGUCCUCAACAACCGCGAUAUCGGGACGCUAACGACUGCGAUCGAUGCGGUGCUGCGACGCUUGACGCAGAAAGUCCAGGUGCGCUACGAAGAGCAGGAGCACCGGAACGCGUACGUGCUCUUCGAGUCGUUUGAGAUUGAGCACGGGCUCCAGUUCAAGGCCGUGCUCUCGUUUCUGCAAAAAAUGCAGCACCUCUCGCUGAACGGGUAUGAUGUACCGGCGCAGCGCUACGUGCUCGGCCACGUCCUCUCGACGAGCCUCCAAGACGUGCUGCAUGACGCCGACGACCUGGCCGGCGUCUUUGCGAUGCCCGUCGUUCCGAUCGACGAGACGGGCGUCGCGGUCGCCGGCGGACCGCCACAGACGGUCGAGGGCUUCCUACACGACGUGCCGGCGUCGAGCGUGUCGUGGGCGCUCCAGUCCGAGUCGCAAAACGUGCUCAUCGAGCAGUGUCUGCACCCGCAAGCGCUCUGGGACGACCUCAAGCCCAUGUGGCUCGGCCUCUGGGUGCGCGACCCGGCCAAGCUGCGCGAGAUUGUCGAGCGGAUGGCCAAGUGCACGUUUAUGCGCACGCGUGACGCGAUGAGCGUCUGUCUUCUCUACUUGGCGCUCGGCAAGAAGAACGUGCUGAGCGCGCUCGCCAAGGUAUCGCGCGUCGAGUCCAACAAGACGCUGGCCGAUUACGAUUUCUCCGAGGAGCGCUGGAGCUCGGCGGCGGUCCGGAAUGCCUACUCGCUGCUUCGGAAGAAGCAGUACGACCUCGCUGCCGCCUUUUUCCUCUUGCCGCAGCCGCCGCGGCUCCAGGAAGCGCUGCGUAUCUGCAUUGGCCGGCUCAACGACCCGAGCCUCGCCAUGAUCAUUGCGCGCCUCGUCGAGAGCACGAGCGUCUCGUCGACGUUUGAGGCCUCGGACAUUUACAACGUCGGGCCGCUCACGACCGAAGUGCUCAAGACGAGUCUCGUGCCGCUCUUCCGGGAGCAAGAGAACCGGUGGCUCGAAAGCACAGCGCUCUGGUGGCUCGGCGAGUACGAACAAGCCUCAGCUGUACUGACGCCGAGCGGCCAGCCCAUCGACGUCGUCGACCUCGGUGCGCUGCAUCGCAUGCUCGCAGAUGCCAAGCCCAACGAGGCGCAGGCACCGCACAUGAGUAUCGCGCUCCGCACCAAGAUGAGUCUGGACUUUUUCAUCAAUUUGACGUCGCUCUCGCUGCACUACCAGUACCUCUACUGCGAAGUGAAGCGGCCGCUCGUGCAUUUCGCCUACUCGUCGAUCCUCGAGUCGGCGCCGCACAAGAAGGAAGAAGAUGUGCUCACGACCUCGACCGACGUCGACCACGCGUACUCGUUUGGCGCGUACGUGUGCAAGCACGUGGGCCUGAACGACACGGCGCUGCUGCAGAUGCUCCAGGCGCGGCAUCUGCUCAACAUCCAUGUCAAGAAGAACUUUAUGCACAUCAUUGACGCGCAGCACCAAGCGCCAUCGCACCUCUCGUCGCCGCGCAGCGAGAUGGACGUGUACCGGCGCCAGCACAACUGGUUUCUCGAGCCCAAGACAUCGUCGUCGUCGUCGUCGAACGCGCUCUUUGGGUCGCCGCGUAGUGCCAACACGGACCGCACGAGCUUGACGGAAGAGGAUUGGCAGGAUCUGCUGCACGGCGCCACGUCACCGUCGUCGACGGACGAUGUGCCGAGUCUCUGGCCCAAGCACGAGAUUGCCGACAUUGAGUGCCGGCGCUGGUCGUCCUCCGCGUUCGUGGGCAAGAUGAUUGGUCUCCGCGUCGCGCGCGAGAUGAUCUCGCACUUUCGGCUCUCGGUGAAGCGGCACAUCCACCCGCUCUCAACGCGCGUCCGCAUCGACCACGUGAGCUACCUCAACGACCUUUGCGCGCCGCUCUGCGCCCAGUUCCGCGUCGACCGCCAGUACAUCCUCGAGGCGACGCUCGGCGUCUUGCAGCCGCACGCGCAGAUGCACAUGGUCGAGUGCUGCUUCCUCUUGUCCGAGCUUUCGCGCGACGCGGUCAUGCACGAGUGGGUCAACUUUGUGAGCCUCAACAUGCUGCACUCGUCCGCGAGCUUUACGACGUGCCAGAUCUCGGCCGAGGUCUUCCGCGACUGGGAACACCUCACGAUCCAGCUGUGCUACCUCCAGCACCUCUUCGAGGAAGGCACGCUCGAGCUACCAAAGACGUUGCGAGCGGUCCUCGGCCUUGCGAUUCGGCUCGGGAGCUUGCUCCUCGUGUGGUGCACCAACCAGCCGCAGCUGCUUCUCGACGUCACGUCCCAGUACGAACAGACGUUUGCGGCCAACUUGGCGAUCCUCAAGCAGGUCAACAUGAGCGCCGUGACCUUUCUCGAUCGGUCGGGUGCGUGCAACAUCUCCAACUUUGGCUACUCGUUCUUGGAGCAGUUUGCGGCCGUCCAGCCGUCGACGCACCUCCUCCAAGUGCGCCGGCUGUACACGACGAUCCUCAUGGUGCAACUCAUCCGGACGCUCUUUUGCAACGGCAAGAAGGUGCUGGCGGACGCGUUCGAAGUCGAGUACCCGCUCGACGAGACGACGCAGCACGUCAUGAUGUACAAUGCGCUGUAUGCGCCCAAGAAGCUCUGGAAGCACUGGGUCGACGCGCCGCUCACGGGGCUCAAGCGCUGGUACCUCUCGAUGGAGGCGCACGUGUUGACCGAGUUUCACGACAUUGUCAAAGAUGCGAGCUGCUUUUGCGGCCAUUUCGGCUUGGACCAACUCGUGCGCCCGGUCGAUGUGCCUCCACCCGAGCUCGCGACGCCCGACCUCUCGACUUGGAGCGACGAAAUGGUCAUGCUGUACAUGAACCACCCGAAGCUCGGGGUGAGUAUGACCAUGCGCCGCUUCCGGCUCGAGCCGCGCGUGUACGUGCCGUGCUUUACACUCAAGGACGCGUUUGCGUGGCUGUCGGCGCACCACCUCUGCGCGACGGUCGAGGAGGCGCAGGCGCUCCUCGGGCGCUGGUGCCUCAACCACAAGCUGCGCUGGCUCGUUCGGCGUCGGUCGCGCCUCGCCGCGCCCGCGGUCGAAGUCCACGUCGCACCCAACAUCCACCACACCAUGUCGCUCCAUGUGCCGCCGCCAGUCGUCGAGAAGACGAGCAUUUCGCCGGAAGCGAUUCCGGACGAAGCCUUCUUCUUUGUGAACCCGUGGGAAGUCGAUGCGCCGGCCAACCUCGCGCGCUACAUGCUCGGGAUGGACCCCACGUCGCCGCCCAAGAAGCAAGCGACGGCGCCGCCGUCGCGCGUGGAUCUGGGCUGGGAUACGUUUUUGCCCAUGUCGGAUCAGAUCUGCGAAGAAGCCGCGGGGCUCAUGUUCCCCGACAGCCACAUGCGCGAGGUGUGGAAGACGCUUUGCGGCGAGGGCUGGUUCGUCACGGCCGUCCAGCACUUUGACGCGGACGGCGGCUACAUCAAGACGAGCAGUCGCUGGAAGGAGACCGUGACGCACGCGCGCUGGCUCACGGAUGUCUUCAAGCAAGUGCAGCGCAACAAGCUCUUCCGGCAUCUGGGUCUCCCGCACCGUCUCGUGGCCGUCCUCACGAUCAAGCUCGUGGCGGGCACGCAUCUGAUUCCAAGCGACCUCUUGGGCUACUCGGCGGACCCGUACGUGUUCUUCCAGCUGUCGUACCCGCGGCUCGAGACGCCGCGCCCGACGCCCAACGGGUGGGCCAUCAGCACGUACCGCAGCCGGCACGCGGUCUCGACCCUCGAGCCGACGUGGAACACGGCGGAUGACGUGUUUGUCUACCGGUUUGCGCUGCCCGUGCACGAAGCCCACGCGCCGGAUAUGCCGCUAUCGUCGCCGUCGCUGGAAGCGCUGCAGCAGCAGGCGUACUCGGGGCCGCCCACCGAUCUCUACUGCUCGGUCUACAACAAGUGCAAGGUCCGCAGCCACCCGUUCAUGGGCCAGACCAAGGUGAGCUUGCUGGAUCUGGCCGAAGACCAUCCGCUCGACGUCUGGGCGCCGCUCCAAGACGUGGCCAGCGGCUCGCUCCAUCUCUCGAUUUCGGUCAAGUACCAGCUCAUGUCGUCGACCUCGUACGAAGAAGACUUUGUGCUACCGCGCAACGUCGAGUGCGAUCUCUGCCAGGGCGACGUGGUCAUCGACGGCUCCCCCACCGACCACACACCGACCAACAACAACACGCCAUAGAGCCGCAUUUUGUGCAUAUGUAUAUAGAUAUAAGAAGAGUGUCAUGGCUGCGGCUCCAUCGUCUCCAGCGC
Saprolegnia parasitica CBS 223.65 is the source of this 7718-nucleotide messenger RNA. RefSeq lists its product as hypothetical. Gene Ontology annotation, molecular function: protein binding. The transcript is spliced from 9 exons. Gene Ontology annotation, cellular component: RAVE complex. Lineage: Eukaryota; Oomycota; Saprolegniomycetes; Saprolegniales; Saprolegniaceae. The coding region runs from base 16 to 7647 and encodes 2543 amino acids. Gene Ontology annotation, biological process: vacuolar acidification. The record is from RefSeq and is a predicted model, not a curated record.